Caenorhabditis bovis is the source of this 1392-nucleotide messenger RNA. NCBI's taxonomy places the organism in Eukaryota, Metazoa, Nematoda, Chromadorea, Rhabditida, Rhabditidae. The record is from the annotation of a GenBank genome assembly.
AUGAGUCACCCUGGAUGGGUAAUGGUGUCAUUUCUCACCGAACUUCUCUCGUCUUCCCAAAAUGGAGUUGUUCAAUCGCUUGAAAAUUGUGCAAAUGAUACGACAAUUAUCGAUGCAUUAUUGAAAAAUAGUUACAAUAAACAUUACAUUCCUUCACAUCCAACACGAGUUCGAGUCGAUAUGUGGGUGCAAGAAGUAACGGCAGUGUCCGAAUUAACACAAGAUUUUGAAAUUGAUUUAUACAUUAAUGAAUUUUGGGAGGAUCCUGCAUUAGUUUUCGAAGAUAUGAACCCGUGCAAACGGAACAUUUCUUUCGAUGAUAAGGUCCUACAGCGAUUAUGGAUUCCAAAUACUUGUUUCAUCAAUUCUAAAAACGCUGCAAUUCACGAAUCACCAUUCAAAAAUGUAUUUCUGAUGGUCUUCUCUAAUGGAACGUUAUGGACAAAUUAUCGAAUGAAACUAACCGGACCAUGCGAUAUGAGAUUGAAACGAUUUCCGUUCGACAAACAAAAAUGCUUUCUCACUUUUGAAUCAUUUAAUUAUAACACUGGCGAAGUGAGAAUGCAAUGGAAUCAGCCAUAUCCAGUGAUUCUACUUAAACGAAUUGAGCUGCCCGAUUUCAAAUUAGUGAAUUUCAGUGUGAUUGCAGUUGAACAGAUGUACCCGGCUGGUUGGUGGGAUGAGCUUACAGUUGCUUUUGUAUUCCAGCGGCGUUAUGGUUGGUAUGUCCUGCAGGGCUACAUCCCCACAAUGGUCACCAUUGUUAUUUCCUGGAUUUCAUUCUAUCUGGGUCCGAGAGCAAUUCCUGCUCGAACGAUGCUUGGCGUCAACUCUUUGUUGGCAAUGACAUUUCAAUUCGGAAAUAUCAUCCGAAAUCUACCAAGAGUUUCAUAUGUCAAAGCCAUCGAUGUUUGGAUGUUGAGUGGAAUGCUUUUCAUAUUUUUAUCGCUAUUAGAGUUAGCCGUAGUAGGAUUUAUGUCAAGAAAUGAUGGAUUACCCCCAAAGGAAAAGAAAAAGAAACGGCAAGAUGAUGAAGAAGUUUUUUCAUGGAAAAGCGUACAAAACAGUCCUCAUUUGGAAUUGAGACAGUUUUGGGUCGACAAACGUGUGAAUUCAUUACGAAAUAAUAGCGAAAUUCCGAAUGCUGAAGAAUAUACUCCCGUCGAAGCACCGUAUCCGCAAGUUCCGAAGCCAAGGGAAAAUAAAAGAAUGUUCGCCGGAAUUCGACGAAAAUUCCGGGCAAUUCAGAAACUUCGACCGGAGAUUGUCGAUUUCUACAGUGCCAUUUUCUUUCCAACAGCUUAUAUGAUUUUCAACAUUUCAUAUUGGAGCUUCUAUCUGACGAGUCUUUCCGAAUAUGUCGAUGAUGAUUUAGCAAUAACCGAACCCUGA